This is a messenger RNA of Megalops cyprinoides (Indo-Pacific tarpon), 2931 nucleotides long. Its product is annotated as general vesicular transport factor p115-like. Bases 79 to 2931 code for a protein of 950 amino acids. Gene Ontology annotation, biological process: vesicle fusion with Golgi apparatus; transcytosis; intracellular protein transport. The record is from RefSeq and is a predicted model, not a curated record. The transcript is spliced from 26 exons. Gene Ontology annotation, molecular function: protein binding. NCBI's taxonomy places the organism in Eukaryota, Metazoa, Chordata, Actinopteri, Elopiformes, Megalopidae. Gene Ontology annotation, cellular component: Golgi stack; Golgi membrane; cytoplasm.
GAGGGUAUAUAUGUAUAAAUAGAAAGACAAGAGGAAUCACCGAACCCCGAACUCUUAAUAAAGAGGAAGCCCAAAAAGAUGAAUUUCUUGAGAGGAGUCAUGGGUGGGCAGUCUGCGGGGCCACAGCCUUCCGGUGCAGAGACGAUCCAGAAGCUGUGUGAUAGAGUGGCUUCCUCCACUCUGCUGGAGGACCGCAGGGAUGCAGUGCGAGCCCUCAAAGCUCUGUCUAAGAAAUACCGGCAGGAAGUUGGCACACAGGCAAUCACUCAGCUAAUUCAUAUACUGCAGACUGACAGCUCUGACUCUGAAAUUAUUGGAUAUGCAUUGGAUACACUAUACAAUAUAAUUUCCAAUGAUGAAGAGGAGGAACAAGAUGAGUCGGAAGAAGAGAAUUCUCUGAAGCAGGCAGAUGACCUUGGAGCUCAGUUCACAGAUGAAUUAAUCAAUGAACAAGAAAAUGUCACACUUAUCCUGAGACUUUUGGAGGAAUUUGACUUCCAUGUGCGAUGGCCUGCAGUGAAGCUCAUCACUGCCCUGCUGAAGAAUCGCUGCGCUCAAGUCCAAGGGAUCAUCCUCGUCAGUCCUAUGGGUGUUUCAAGACUUAUGGACUUACUAGCAGACUCCAGAGAAGUUAUUCGAAAUGAUGGACUGUUGCUGCUGCAACAGCUGACUAAAGGCAAUGCAGCCAUUCAGAAAAUUGUAGCUUUUGAAAAUGCCUUUGAACGGCUUCUUGAUAUCAUCUCAGAGGAGGGAAACAGUGAUGGAGGUAUCGUAGUUGAGGACUGUCUGCUACUUCUGCUGAGUCUGCUCAAGAACAACAGCUCCAACCAGAACUUCUUCAAGGAGGGCUCUUACAUCCAGCGAAUGAAGCCCUGGUUCGAAGUGGGGGAUGACAACUCUGGCUGGUCUGCGCAGAAAGUGACAAACCUCCAUCUCAUGCUGCAGCUUGUCCGAGUGAUGGUCUCACCAGUGAACUCCCCUGGAGCCACCAGCAGCUGCCAGAAGGCCAUGUACCAGUGCAGCCUUCUACAGCAGCUCUGCACCAUUUUAAUGGCCACCGGCGUUCCUGCUGACAUUCUCACUGAGACCAUUAAUACUGUAUCAGAGGUCAUCCGCGGUUCCCAAGUGAACCAGGACUACUUUGCUUCAGUGAAUGCCCCUUCCAGUCCUCCGAGGGCCGCGAUAGUGGUGCUGCUGAUGUCCAUGGUGAAUGAGAGGCAGCCGUUUGUCCUGCGCUGCGCGGUUCUCUACUGCUUCCAGUGCUUCCUGUACAAAAACCACAAGGGCCAAGAGGAGAUCGUUUCCACACUCUUGCCAUCGACCAUUGAACCGAACUCCAUCACGGCAGGCCAGCUGUUGUGCGGGGGCCUGUUCUCCACAGACUCGCUGUCCAACUGGUGCGCGGCGGUGGCGCUCGCCCACGCCCUGCACGACAACCUCACCCAGAAGGAGCAGCUCCUGAGGGUGCAGCUGGCCACCAGCGUGGGCACCCCGCCCGUCUCCCUGCUGCAGCAGUGCACCAACAUCCUGUCCCAGGGCGAUAAGAUCGACCGCAGGGGCAGUAAGGUCCAGACGAGGGUGGGUCUGCUCAUCCUGCUCUGCACCUGGAUCAGCAGCUGUCCCAUCGCUGUCACUCACUUCCUGCACAAUCCAGAAAAUGUCUCCUACCUAACGGGGCAGAUCUCGGAGAACCUGGGAGAGGACGAGCGGCUAGUGCAGAGCCUGUGUGCGCUUCUCCUGGGGAUCUGCAUCUGCUACAACGACAACUCCCUGGAGAACUACACCAAAGAGAAGCUGAAGCAGCUGAUCGAGAAGAGGAUUGGGAAGGAGAACUUUGUGGAGAAGCUGGGCUUCAUCGGCAAACAGGAGCUGUACUCCCGGGCGGCCCAGAGGCCCCAGCCUGCCUUCUCCGCCCCGGAGCAGAUGCUGUUCGACCACGAGUUCGCCAAGCUGGUGAAGGAUCUGGAGGCUGUGAUAACCAAGUCAGUACACAAGUCCAGUGAGGAGGAGAAAAAAGAGGAGGAGGUGAAAAAGACUCUGGAACAGCACGACAGUAUAGUGACGCAGUACAAGGAGCUCAUAAGGGAGCAGGACGCCCAGAUAAAUGAACUGAAAGAGAAGGUUACAUCCUUGACCUCUCAGAAUGAACAGAUGAAGACAACAGUGGCACAACAGCAGGCCCAGAUACAGCAGCAUAAGGACCAAUACAGCGUCCUCAAGCAUAAACUAGAGAAGGACAGCCAGCAGGCCGGCAGUCAGGGGGAGGGGGCCCACGUCAACGGCCUGCAGACCGAGGAGGUGGGCCGGCUGCGGGAGGAGCUGCAGGAGCUGCACAGAAACACUGCGCAGCUGCAGACGCAGCUGAGCGACAGGGACGCCCUCAUCGCCGACCUGAAGUCAGAGAAGGCACAGUCUGAUAACGGGUCAGAGAACAACGCCGAGCUCCUCAAGGAGCUGGAGACGCUGAAGGGCCGAGUGGAGUCCCAGACGGCAGAGAUCAGCCAACUACAGGCCGAGAGGCAAGACCUUCUGCAGAGAGCUUCCCAGUCAGCUAGUGCAACCUCAGCCCCAGAGGUGUCUGCCAGUGGAGACCAUGAAAAGCUUCUCUCUGCCCAGGCUGAGGAGAUCGAGAGACUAAAGGAGGAAGUGAGGGGAUUAUCGGAGUCCAGGAGCAGUCUGGAACAGCAGCUGGCCUCGGCUAACAGCAGCGUGGCCAUCCUGCAGACCGAGACGACCAAACUCGAGCAGGAGGUGGCCGAGUCCAAAAAGGAGCAGGAUGACCUCCUCAUGUUGCUUGCAGACCAAGACCAGAAGAUUGUAUCCCUGAGAAACAGGCUGAAAGAGCUGGGAGAGUCGGUUGAAGAUGAUGAUGACUUGGAUUCAAAGGACCAGUUUGAUGAUGACGAUGACGAUGAAGAAGAUGAUGAAUAG